AUGGAUGUCACCAAGUUGGAUGAAGAAGAAUUGUCAUAUGAGUUGAGAGUCAGAGGAAUAGCUGCCAUGACCAAUGUAAAUGAAAUGAGGAGUGUUCUGCGUGGUCUGUUGAGAAUUGAAGUUGAGGGCAAUUCAUUAAUAAACACUGACAGUACGGUUUCAGUAGUUGAUGUAAAAAGUGAAGUGAAGACGUGCGUUAAAAAGUUACAAGUUAUCAAUGCAAUGAUUGACAACAUUCAAGGGGACAGGUACAGCGAACAGUAUAGAUCAGCAGAUGCAAAACUAUGUCAUUUAAUGAAUCGUGUAGAUAAGAUACCAGCUGUUGAAAAACGAGAUCAAAAUGACAGGUCUAAUUUAUUGAAAGGAAUAUUAUUUUUAAUGAGAAAAAUGGAAGGUAUGGCAUCUAAUACAAGUGUUGUUGAAACAAAUACAAAUCAAAAUGGUAACACAGCUGGAGCGGGUUCUGUAGUCUUAUAUGAGAAAACAACUACCACAGAAAUGAAUUCAACUUAUGGAUAUGCUGAAUCUGCUGCUUCAGAUGAAGAAGUUGGAACAGAGUAUUUUGUCCAACAAGGUGUAGCAAUAAAAAGCUUAAGUAAAUUACACAAAGGAUCCAAGAGUCAUAAAAAUGCAGAAACUCAUUAUACAGGAUUAUUGAGAAUUAUGAAAUAUAGAAAUGCUAAAUUUAUUGAAUGGAAGCCAACUGAAAUGUCUAUAUUUCCUGAUGUAGAUGAAUGGAAUAUAGUUGAUACAGGAUACAAACAAAAUGGAAGAAAUAAAAAUGAUCGUAAUAGUAUUGAUAUAAAAAUUAACUUGGCUACAAUGAAGAGUUAUAAAAUGAAAAAACAUAAAAAAUAUCAAAUAUCAAUACUCCAAACUAAUGGUUCACUUGUCACAUUUUUGUUUGAAAGCUCACCUAUUAAUGAUUUUGUGACUGCGUUGAAGACUUUACUUCAUACAGAAAAAGAAAUACGACACCACAGACCAACUGGAGUCAUUUUGGUAUUAGGUGAGCGACAAGAUUCAGACCCUCUGUGUCAGUCAAUUAAAGAGUUAAAAAUAUUUCCUGAUCAACCACCCACUAGUACAGUCUGGAGUUUUAUUAGUGGGUUCCAAAACAAUCCUAUGGAAAAAACUUAUGAAACAUUUGCAAAAAUUAGUGAUGUUCUAUUGACUCGGACGCCAGAUACAAGACCAGACCAAGAAGUGGCCGAACUCUUAAAUAGAGCUGAGGAAGAUGACGAAUAUACCAUGGUGGAUCAUCCCCCACCAACUUUAUUGCCACCAAGACCGGGAAUAAAGCCAAGAGGAAAUCCAUUAGAUCAAACCACAUUUUAUCAAUCUAUGAAUGAAGAGGGUCGAAUAACAAAUGAAGAUUACAUCAAAAACAUAAUUUUUUUUGGAGGUUGUGAAAAUUCAAUAAGACACGAAGUAUGGAAGUACUUACUUGGAUAUUAUCCUUGGAAUUCUACUCGAGAACAACGUAUAAACAUUGAUAGGCAACAAAAAACUGAAUAUGAGAGAAUGAAAAUACAAUGGAUGAAUAUGUCUUCUGAUCAAAUAUCUAGAUUUAAUAAGUAUAGAGAUCAUAAGAGCCUAAUAGAUAAAGAUGUUUAUAGAACUGACCGCGCUCUAGAUUUUUAUGCUGGAGAAGGAAAUGAAAAUCUUAUUAAACUACAUAAUGUAUUAAUGACUUAUGUUAUGUACAAUUUUGAUCUCGGUUAUGUCCAGGGUAUGAGUGACUUAUUAUCACCAAUAUUAAUGAUAAUGAACAGUGAUGAGGUAGAAUCAUUUUGGUGUUUUGUGGGUUUCAUGAACAGAGUUAAUACAAACUUUGAAUUAAAACAAACUGGCAUGAAAAAACAGUUAAACGAUUUGCAUUAUUUGCUUACAACUGUAUCACCAAAAUUGGAAAAUCAUUUGAAAAAGAUGGAUUCUAGCAACAUGUACUUUUGCUUUAGAUGGCUUUUGGUUUUGUUUAAACGAGAAUUUAUUUAUACUGACAUCAUGCGGUUGUGGGAAGUAUUAUGGACAGAUAUUCCAUGUGCAAAUUUCCAUUUACUAAUAUGUGUGGCAAUAUUGGAUAAUGAAAAGGAUAUUAUUAUCAAUGAAAAUUAUGGACUAACUGAAAUAUUAAAGCACGUUAAUAAUUUAUGUGAACGAAUUGAUUUGGAUAAAGCUUUAACUACAGCUUAUAGUAUUUAUGAACAGUUGAAAGAAGCGCAGCCAUCAUUGCAAGAUUCAGUUAAUGAAUUACUUGGAUUUUCGAUAUCUCGCACUGAAUCUAUAUUAUCUAAUGACAGCAAUUCUAGAGAAGAUGAUUAUGAAAAAGCCUUAUCGAUGAAUUAUACAUAAUAAGUAAUAACUAAACAGUUUAUGUUUAGAAAGAUAUGACUGUGAUCAAAGUAAAAUUUUAUAAUCUCAUAGUUUUAAACCUUUUAAAGAGAUUAUAUAAAAU
Messenger RNA from Melanaphis sacchari, 2458 nucleotides. Its product is annotated as TBC1 domain family member 15-like. NCBI's taxonomy places the organism in Eukaryota, Metazoa, Arthropoda, Insecta, Hemiptera, Aphididae. The record is from RefSeq and is a predicted model, not a curated record. Gene Ontology annotation, biological process: activation of GTPase activity. The coding region runs from base 1 to 2355 and encodes 784 amino acids. The transcript has 11 exons. Gene Ontology annotation, molecular function: GTPase activator activity.